Molecule: messenger RNA, 5480 nt
Organism: Chrysemys picta bellii (western painted turtle)
Lineage: Eukaryota; Metazoa; Chordata; Testudines; Emydidae
Gene: ATP10A
Product: ATPase phospholipid transporting 10A (putative)
Biological process (GO): phospholipid translocation
Cellular component (GO): plasma membrane
Molecular function (GO): ATP hydrolysis activity; magnesium ion binding; ATP binding
Source: RefSeq, a predicted model, not a curated record
CUGACUUUGUGGAGUCAAAAGUUCUCCUGCUUUUAAAGUUCCCAGUGUGGCUGCUUUUCUGUCUCCCUCUCUCCCCCUUCUCUCGCUCUUAAAAAAUGCAUCAGUCUCUUCCCCCAACCCCGGUCUUGUGUGUGUGAUUCUCUCGUGUUUCCACUACUAACGUGCUGCUGCUGCCGUCUCUUUUUUGUAGCGGAAACGAGUGGUGUGGCUGAAAUGACGUACAGGACAAGGGUUACUUUGUACGUCUCCUCUCCUGGAGAGACAGACAACGGGACAGUCAUUCAGUCCACCCUCCCUUCCUCUUGGAGCAUUAGUUAGCUUAGCCUUAGCAAGAAGGAGAGGAGACUGAGCCAGGGAGGGUGAGAGAAUCAGGAAAAAAAAGAGCUCUCUCCUCCCAACACAGGAGGAGGAGGAAGAGAACCAGAGGCCAAACAAAACAGUGAGAGAGUUGAAGGAAACCUCCUCCCCUUCUGGGAAAAGGAAAGUGAAGAGUGAGUAGGCUUUGAGGAUGAUAACUUAGUGCAGAGCAGGGAGGGGCAGCCAGUCCUUUCUCUCCCAGGCUCUGCCAGGUGCCCCCAUUGCAGAAGUGCUCACGUCUGUCUGGUGUGUUUGGGAAGGGGGACAGGAGAGAUGGCACAGGAUGCUGAAGGGGGUGAGGAUGCGCCCCAGGUGCUGAAGGAAGAGGAGAAGGAGAGGAAGAACAGGAGGCGAAGCAAGAGGAAGAAGGAGAGCAAGACACGGACUGUGCGCUCUAACCUGCUGCUACCUGGGCCUGAGGCGGAGAAGCCCCAAAGGAGCCCCCUGGCCAACAAUCGCCUCAAGACCACCAAGUACACGGCUCUGUCCUUCCUGCCCAAGAACCUCUUUGAACAGUUUCACCGCCUGGCCAAUGUCUACUUCGUCUUCAUUGCGCUGCUCAACUUCGUGCCGGCGGUGAAUGCCUUCCAGCCUGUGCUGGCCUUGGCCCCUGUGCUCUUCAUCCUGGCUGUCACUGCCAUCAAGGACUUGUGGGAGGAUUACAGCCGCUACCGCUCUGACAAUGAGAUUAACCACAUGGAGUGUCUGGUCUACUGCAGGAAUGAAAAGAAAUAUAUGAACAGAUAUUGGAAAGAAGUAGAAGUUGGCGACUUUAUUCAGCUUCGUUGUAAUGAAAUCAUACCUGCUGACAUAUUGCUGCUCUCUUCAAGUGACCCUGAUGGGCUGUGUCAUAUAGAAACUGCUAACCUGGAUGGGGAGACCAAUUUAAAACAAAGACAGGUAGUGAGGAGAUUCUUAGAGUUGGACUCUGAAUUUGACCCCUUGAAGUUCACCAGUGUCAUUGAAUGUGAGAAGCCAAACAAUGACUUAAGUAGGUUUCGAGGUUACAUCUUCCAACUUCUGAAACAAAUGAGUCAGGAAUCCUACAGACAACAGCUUCCUUCACUACACAACCCUGAUUCAUCCCCAGAGCAGGACCAUCUUGUGCUCUUACAGAGUGUACAUAAAAGUGGGAAAAGGGAUGGACUAUAUAAAGAAAACCUUUUGUUGCGUGGAUGUACUGUUAGGAACACAGAAGAGGUUACAGGGAUAGUAAUCUAUGCAGGGCACGAGACCAAAGCUUUGUUAAAUAACAGUGGACCACGUUACAAGCGCAGUAAGCUUGAAAGACAGAUGAAUAUUGAUGUCCUUUGGUGUGUCCUCAUACUUAUAGUCAUGUGUCUAUUUUCAGCCAUUGGUCAUGGCCUAUGGGUGUGGCAAUAUGGUGAGAAGAAACCAGCUUUCAGUGUUCCCGGGCUUGAUGGCAACUAUCUAUCCCCAGUUCUAGCUGCAGUAUAUUUAUUUUUGACAAUGAUAAUAGUUUUUCAGGUUCUGAUUCCGAUUUCUUUGUAUGUAUCCAUUGAAGUAGUUAAAGCAUGCCAAGUGUUCUUCAUUCAUCAAGACAAGGAUUUAUAUGAUGAAGAGACAGACUCUCAGCUACAAUGUAGAGCUUUAAACAUCACAGAAGACUUAGGGCAGAUGCAAUAUAUAUUCUCAGACAAGACUGGUACUCUUACUGAAAAUAAGAUGGUUUUCCGAAGAUGCACUGUUUCUGGAAUAGAGUAUUCCCACGAUGCUAAUGCCAGACGUUUAGCCAUGUACCAGGAAGCUGAUUCUGAGGAGGAAGAAACAGCAGCUAAAGGAGGAACAUUAUCCCAGCGGAACAGUGUCAGCAGUCAUCAGAGCAUUAAGGUUGUCCACAGAAGCCUGAGUAUGAAAUCCCACCGACGCACCGGCAGCAGGGCUGAAGCAAAAAGAGCAAGCAUUCUCUCCAAGCACACUGCAUUCAGCAGCCCAAUGGAAAAAGACAUCACUCCGGAUCCUAAUUUGUUAGAAAAAGUAAACGAAUGUGCAAGGAAUCUUGAGGUUAUGAGAAGCCAUGAACAGCCAUUAUCCCAGCUCACCCCUGAACUUUCUGACAUCUUUGACUUUUUCAUAGCAUUGACUAUUUGCAAUACAGUUGUUGUUACCUCUCCAGAUCAGCCACGGCAAAAGGUUAGAGUUAGAUUUGAACUGAAGUCGCCGGUAAAGACCAUAGAAGACUUCAUUCGAAGAUUCACUCCCAGUCGUCUGACCUCUGGAUCUAACAGCAGCAGUUCAUCAAGCCUGACUACCAGUAAAUCAAUGCCCAGAGUCGGUUCUAGUAUUCUUUCAUCUACAUCCACUGAGAGCACUUUAUUAAAACUGGAAGAGAAGUUGGCGCACUCUCCGCAGAUGAAUAACAAUGGAUAUAGCUCACAGCAGGACAGAAGGGCUAUAGGGAGUAGACCUGAAGAAGGAGAACUCCGUUAUGAGGCAGAGAGUCCAGAUGAAGCUGCGCUUGUCUAUGCAGCUCGGGCAUAUAACUGUGCUCUGGUUGGAAGACUGUCUGACCAGGUAUCAGUAGAGCUACCUCAUCUGGGAAGGUUAACCUUUGAACUCUUGCACACACUGGGCUUCGACUCCAUCAGAAAAAGAAUGUCAGUGGUGGUUAGGCAUCCCCUUACAGAUGAAAUAAAUGUUUACACCAAAGGAGCGGAUUCAGUUAUUAUGGAUCUUCUUCUGCCCUGUUCUUCAGAUGACCCUAGAGGCAAUCAUCAAAAAAAAAUCCAAAGCAAAACUCAGAAUUACCUUAAUCUGUAUGCUGUAGAUGGGCUGCGGACCUUGUGUAUUGCCAAGAGAGUUCUAAGCAAAGAAGAAUAUGCUAGUUGGUUAAAAAGUCAUUUAGAAGCAGAAUCUUCUAUUGAAAACCGUGAAGAGCUGCUGUUUCAAUCUGCACUUCGUAUAGAGACAAAUCUGCAUCUACUCGGUGCAACUGGUAUUGAAGACCGUUUACAAGAUGGUGUCCCAGAAACCAUUGCAAACUUACGUAAAGCUGGGCUGCAAAUUUGGAUUCUCACUGGAGACAAGCAAGAAACAGCUAUUAAUAUAGCUUAUGCAUGCAAGCUACUAGAUCAUGAUGAGGAAAUCAUCACCUUGAAUGCUGAAUCACUGGAGACAAGUGCUGCUCUGCUGGACCACUGUCUGCAAUAUAUAGAGUCUAAAUUUUCAAACAACACAAUCGACAAGACUGCUGGAAACACGACAGUUGGGUUUUGCCCUCUCUCUCCACCUUCAUCUUCAGUGCAUUCCAGCUUGGGCCUAGUGAUUGAUGGAAAGACUCUGGCUUAUGCACUGGAUAAAACACUAGAAGACAAAUUUCUUUCACUAGCCAGGAGAUGUUGCUCAGUUCUGUGUUGUCGCUCUACCCCACUGCAAAAAAGCAUGGUAGUAAAACUAGUCCGAGAUAAACUCAAAGCAAUGACCUUGGCAAUAGGUGAUGGAGCUAAUGAUGUCAGCAUGAUCCAGGUGGCAGACGUGGGUGUGGGGAUCUCUGGUCCAGAGGGCAUGCAGGCAGUGAUGGCGAGUGACUUUGCAGUCCCAAGAUUUCGGCAUUUGGAAAAGCUCUUGCUUGUUCACGGGCACUGGUGUUAUUCCCGGCUUGCCAAUAUGGUGCUGUAUUUCUUCUACAAAAAUGCAAUGUUUGUGGCCCUUCUCUUCUGGUAUCAGUUCUAUUGCGGGUUCUCUGGCUCUUCAAUGAUUGAUCAGUGGUACCUGAUCUUCUUUAAUGUAUUAUUCUCUUCUCUUCCACAACUGGUCACUGGUGUGCUGGAUAAGGAUAUACCAGCUGAAGUGCUAAUUGGUGUACCUCACCUCUACAAAAGUGGCCAGAAAAUGGAGGAGUACCAACCACACAUGUUUUGGAUGAACAUGAUUGAUGCGCUCUAUCAAAGUCUAGUUUGUUUUUACAUCCCUUUUUUCACUUACUAUGACUCAGAGGUGGAUCUAUUCUCCUGGGGAACGCCCAUCACCACAAUAGCUCUUUUCACCAUUAUAUUACAUUUGGCUAUUGAAACCAAAACUUGGACUUUGUUCCACUGGUCAUCUUGUAUCUUCAGUAUCCUUUUAUUUUUCAUUGUGGCUCUGGUUUAUAAUGCUUCUUGCCCAAUAUGUUAUCCUCCAUCCAAUCCCUACUGGACUAUGGAAAAAUUGAUGGGAGAGCCUGUGUUUUACUUGAUUUGUAUUAUAUCACCAGUUGUUGCAUUACUGCCCAGAUUUCUGUACAGAACCCUUCAGGGGACUGUCUUCCCAACCCAACUUCAACUUGGACGCCAGUUGAAUAGAUUGCCUCCAGAGACUCGCAACCAGAUUCCGAACAGGUUGAAUAUCAAAAAGGAAACCAUUCCCCAGAAACCCCCAUGUGCAGAACAUUGCCCACAGAAUCCUAAGUCAAAUGAUAGUGAUUGUUUUAAGGCCUGCAACCAAACCCCCUCUUCGCAAUCAUCUCAGUAUGGAAAUGACCCAGCUUUCCCAUCAAAUACAAAGGCAGAACACACAACAGGACUGAGUGUUACUGCUUCUCCUCCUGGAUCUCUGUUAUGUGGGGGGGAAAAACACUCCUCAGUGGCAAACAGUCAAGAACGAUCCCUGGGAUUUCACGAAAUUACUCACAACACUUCAGAGAUGGAGUCAAUGUCUGUAGAAGAAACGUUCCCAUGGAACACAACAGUUGACCAGUCAAGCUUCAGUUUAUUGAACUGGAUCACAUCAACUCCCCUGUUCAGUCGGUUUGGGAGAGUUUUACAACUGUCACCACAUCGUUUACAAAAUGAAGUACAGGACAACAUGUGUGUGCUUGGCUCCAUAUCUUCUUUGCAUCAGGAUUUCAAAGGCUUAACAGGGAAGAACUCAAACGACUUCCAGGAACAACUUAAAGGGACCCCAACUAAUUUCUGUAAAAGUGAAACUCUUGAAACCACCUUCUUAUGACAUGGGCCCUGAGUACAUUUAUAUAUUUUUUAUUUGCACAGAUGUAUAGUGAAAUUACUCUAAUUGUUUCCAGAGAUGAAACAGGCAAUCAAAGGUACAAAAAAUUAUUUAAAAAAUGUUGAAGUGCUGUAUAUUGAAAUAAGAGCUUUAAAUAUAAAGAAGAAAAUACACUUGAA